This is a messenger RNA of Tupaia belangeri chinensis (Chinese tree shrew), 2060 nucleotides long. RefSeq names its product RAB35, member RAS oncogene family (gene RAB35). The record is from RefSeq and is a predicted model, not a curated record. Gene Ontology annotation, molecular function: GTPase activity; GTP binding. Gene Ontology annotation, biological process: Rab protein signal transduction. NCBI's taxonomy places the organism in Eukaryota, Metazoa, Chordata, Mammalia, Scandentia, Tupaiidae.
GUGUGGGCAAGAGCAGUUUACUAUUACGGUUUGCAGACAACACUUUCUCAGGCAGCUACAUCACCACCAUUGGAGUGGAUUUCAAGAUUCGGACUGUGGAGAUCAACGGGGAGAAAGUGAAGCUGCAGAUCUGGGACACGGCCGGGCAGGAGCGCUUCCGCACCAUCACCUCCACGUAUUACCGGGGGACUCACGGGGUCAUUGUGGUUUAUGACGUCACCAGUGCUGAGUCCUUUGUCAACGUCAAACGGUGGCUUCACGAGAUCAACCAGAACUGUGACGAUGUGUGCCGAAUACUAGUGGGGAAUAAGAACGACGACCCCGAGCGGAAGGUGGUGGAGACAGAAGAUGCCUACAAAUUCGCUGGGCAGAUGGGGAUCCAGUUGUUUGAGACCAGCGCCAAGGAGAACGUCAACGUGGAAGAGAUGUUCAACUGCAUCACGGAGCUGGUGCUCCGAGCAAAGAAAGACAACUUGGCGAAACAGCAGCAGCAACAACAGAACGACGUGGUGAAGCUCACGAAGAACAGUAAACGGAAGAAACGCUGCUGCUAAUGCCCCGUCCACUGCAGAGACUGCGCUGCGGUCCCUCCCCCAGCCCGAGGCCCGCGGGGGCUCCUCGGGGGACAGUCUCAGUUUCGUGCCGUUAUUUAAGAAUCCUCUCCACGUUUUUGUAUCGGGAGGCGCCAUCGGCACUUCCUCCCCCACCCUCGAGUGCCAAGAAGGUAUUGGACAAGCCUGCCCUCCCUACGGUGCCCCUCCUCCCUGGCCAAGGCACCUGGGCCUGGCGAGGACCUGCUGGCGAGCGGACUGAGCACCCAGAGUUGUACAUAUGUAUAUUGCUUCGGCCAGCGCACACCCUCGUCCUGCUGUGGCUCUGGCCUAGUGCCAGCCUGCUGCAACAGACCCGCCGGGCCCUCCCCAUCCCACCUCACCGCCGGCAGCUUCCCGAGGAGACAGCUUCACGUCCUCGCCGCGUCUUUGCCAGCUGGUCGGUGGAGUGGGCUCCGUGUUGCUGUCUCUCGUCCAGGCUGUCAGCUUCUGUCCCUGUGGUGCAGGGUCUCGCCCCUCACUGGGGUCCAUGCCGUCCCUUUGCCCCCCCCAUUCUCCUGCCAUCACGACCUUUGAGAGCUGGGGAAACGGCCUGGAGGCAGGCCCUGCUCUGCUGGCUCCAGCCUUUGGUUCCACAGAGGGAGGCAGUCCUGCCCUUGGGCCAGCAGAUUCCUGUCCUACCUUUUAGAUGCCUCUGAGCACCAACCCGGGAGCCAUGGCUUCUGACUUCCACGUCUUAGUUCCAGCAGAAGGUAGGGGUAUGUUCGCGCAGAGAUGGGGCUUGCAGGGGGAAACGACAGGAGCAGUAUUUUAAGAGAGAAAACGAAGCCAAAUCAAAUGAAUUACCUUCCUCAAAAUUAUUUUCUUGCCCUGAGGUUUGGCACAGUAGCAAAAGUUAUGGCUAUCCCAUGGGUUCGAUGUCUUCAGAAAAAGUGAAUGGCUUUCUGUUCUAGUGGGGUGGGGUUCUUGGCCAUUCCAUGGUGGGAAAUGGAGGCCUCCCACCCUUGUCUGUGUUGGCCCAGGACCCGUGGCCGGAGCUCGAGAGACCAUGAUGCAGCACCAAGCACCUCUGAGUUUGGCAAGUGGGUGCCAGGGGCUGCUGGACUGCGGGUGCCCUCUGGCCGGACGGGGGCAGCAUUGGGUCUCUGCCGAGAUGUUCAGUACAAGAGCAGAGGUGCAGGAGGAGGUCUGAGUGGGAAGGAACAGCAGUGGGGCAGGGGGCAGCCCGUUCUGCCCGCCCUGGUCCCCUGGAGGAAAACCAGGGUUAUCUGCACUUGAUUACUGCUCCCCUCCCCCCCGGGACACUUCAUUCCCCUUUCUCCUAAAAGGAUCACGUAACCUAGGAAGAAUUUAUUUCGACACCAUGAUGUGUUUUAUUAGAUUUUCUUUCCUAGGCAAUUUCCAGGCAAAGCCCUGACUGGACAAUCACAUCACAGAUCACACUGCAGAUUCUCCAUGUUAACACUGUGGAUGGGUUUUUAAUCAAUAAAAACUGGGGGUUUCUUCUCA